Ascochyta rabiei is the source of this 2649-nucleotide messenger RNA. RefSeq lists its product as uncharacterized. Bases 1 to 2649 code for a protein of 882 amino acids. Gene Ontology annotation, cellular component: Golgi medial cisterna; Golgi trans cisterna; membrane. The record is from RefSeq and is a predicted model, not a curated record. The transcript has 7 exons. Lineage: Eukaryota; Fungi; Ascomycota; Dothideomycetes; Pleosporales; Didymellaceae.
AUGGGCGCAUCCGACUCCAAACUCACCUUCAAGCAGGGCAUCUUCCGCCUAUCGGAGCCCAAGCAGAUCCCCGCCGACGAUGAAUACUGGACGGGCUUCUGGCAGCUGCCAGAGUCGGCCGAGGAUGUCUUCUCGCUCUUCUCGCCCGCUGACAUACGGCGCACCCGCGACGACAACCUAGCCAACCUCGAAACCCUCAUACUCGCCGUCACCUCCCGCCUCGUCGUCCUCCGCAACCACCCCUCCUUCCCCGACCCCGAGCUUGCCCCGGAGCGGGAUGCGCUCAACUGCAUACGCGUGCUUACCAGGCUGCUGCCUUUUGUCUACGAAGCAGACCAGCUGGAGUCAUGGGAGGACACGUUCUUCUGGGCCGAGCGCCGCAAACGCAGCCGGCGCGGCCAACUGCUGAAGAGCGAGGUCAUCUUCGACGAGUCGGACCCAGACCCAACCCCAACCGAGGCCGAGCCCGAAUUCACAAAAGCCAAGCCUUUGGCCGAGGAGAUCAUAGACACGCUGAUCGAUCUGCUGUUCUUCUCCGACUUCACGCUGCCCAAGGUCCAAGGAGGCAAGAACAAGGUCUCGUAUGCGAUCUGGCAGAGCGGUGUUGGCUGCAACACACCAGUAGCCUCGACCAAGGAGCUCGAGAGCAACAGGACAGAGAUACUACGGCUGCUGCUCACCUUCGCCAGCAAGUCCAUGUACAUGUCCGCUGCCAUACUACCUGUCAAGGGUGUAAGAGCCGUCACCUACAUGGCUACCUGCCCAGAGAAGCAAGUAGUCUUAUCGGUGCUUUGCUCAAUGCUGAAUACUACUCUGAAAUACAAUCCUGCGACAUGGCGAGUACCUUACGAUCAUGUCGUGUUCAGAGACCAGAGGCAGAUACUCGUCACCUACUGCUUGCAGCUCCUUUUGGUGCUGAUUCUGUACCCCAUACCUGAAGCCGGCAACGGCCCUGCUCCAAAGAACUUCUUCAGGCACUUCCUCGGACGCCUACAUCGCCCACAAGACUUCCAAUUCUUGGUAGACGGAAUGACGAGGAUCCUAAACCAGCCUCUUCAAGCCAACUCAUCAUACCUCCCUGGAAGCCACAAAUCACUGACGUGGGCGCCGGAGAUGAUUAUGCUAUUUUGGGAAGCUCUGCAAUGCAACAAGCGCUUCCGCUCCUUCAUCAUUGACACAGACAGAGCGCAUGACUUUGUGGUCCUGGUGCUGUACUAUGCGAUCGACCAGCGCAACGAGCCCUCCAAACAAGGGUUGGUGCGCAUGUGCGUCUUUGUGUUACAGACUUUGAGUGUUGAGCCUCAAUUUGGCAAGAGUCUGAAUAAGACAUUCGAGGGACAGGAGUCUCUGCCACCAAGCAUACGGAUACCUAACUUUCAUGGGACCUACGCGGACUACGUCAUCACAUCGAUCUACACACUGCUCACAACUGGCAAGGGCAAGCUAGAUGCUGUUUAUCCAGCGUUGCUUGCCAUCCUCAACAAUAUUGCAGCACACGUGCAACACCUUGGGCGUGCGUCGAGUUCAAAGCUGCUCCAGCUUUUCGCCUCGAUAUCUUCGCCUAGCUUUCUGUUGGCCAACGAGACCAACCACACUCUUCUUCAUUCUCUACUGGAAGCGAUUAACGCCAUGGUCGAGCAUCAAUAUAAAUACAACCCCAAUCUUGUUUACGCGAUCAUACGAUCCAAGAAAAAGUUCCAGGCGUUGCGGGACUUCACGCUUGAGAGCGGGCAAGAGGAGAUCGAACGUCAAAAUCAGCUGCGCAAGGAAGGCGGUGCAGAGUUGUCAAGGCAGGCAUCCAUCGACAGCCUACGAAGCCCCACAGCUGCCAGAACCCCAUCGUUGGGCAAUGUGCCAGAAGAAAACAGCGCUUUCGCCAUUGGCAGUGACGAGGAAGAUUCUGAUAUAGAGGAGGCCAGCCCACCUCCACGAUCGACAUCGCCGAUACAGUCACCUCGUUCAGGGGGCUCACGAGGCGCAUCACGAAGCGCAUCGAUAGCCUCUUCGAUUGACGAAUCGGUACCCCAACAACUUCGCGGCAUGUCCGAGAAGGCGCGUGGCAAGAUGCCAGUCGGGCAGCCCACCUUCUCCCGCCAGAACAGCAUGACAAGCCUCGCCAGCGUAAAUGCAACUCCCAUGCUUGGCGCAAGCGAGUUCUUUACACCGUCAGUAACAUGGCUCGAGUCUUGGCUAUCCGAGCUCCCCCUCCAUACCACAUUGAUGCUCAUUCAGACAUUGUCGCCCAAGAUUGGGCCGAGCGAGGACACAGCCUCAGCCCUCCAGACCAUCCAGACCACUACUGUCCCAGGUAUAGACCCAUCCCCGAUCCGCGUGCACCUCUUCGAAUGGUCGACCCUCUCAUUGGGAUGGUAUGAGUCGCUUCUCUGGGGCUUCAUAUUUGCAUCGGAGAUGGUCGUGGCCAAGGGCACAGCUGGCGUAUGGAACAACACGAGCAUCAGGCUGUUCAGGGUCCAGCAAGGUGACGCACAGACGCCGAGCUUGCUUGCGCCAAGGGGUGCAGUGGACGCCGUGGGCAGCAACCUGGUGCAGAGGAUCGGCAGCCUGAACCUUAGAGGUGGGGCGGCAGCGCACACGGGACGAGGAGCAGGAGCUGGUGGCGGUGCGCAGGCGGGCGUCAGGGACGUAUAG